UUCAUCAACCUAGCUACCAUCCUCAUGGCUGAAAUUCACACACAAACUCCAACAAUCAGUCCCACAACAAGCAAACCAUGCAACAACCCUCCACAACAACACAGCCUCAACUCAAUGGUUCUCAUAGCAGCUAUAGUAUGUGCUCUACUCUGUGCUCUUGGCCUCAACACAAUGCUACAAUGCGUGUUCCAAUGCGCGAACCGCGUCCUUACCGAACCUCUCCAAUGGAUCGCUUCUCGGAGGCGCAACUCCGGACUCAAGAAGAAAGAUAGAGUUGCUUUGCCAACAUCAGUUUAUAAUACUCAUUCAGGUGGAUCAUCAUCAACUCCUCAAAGUUUGGAUUCUAGUUGUGCUAUUUGCUUAGCUGAGUUUUGUGAUGGUGAUAAUAUGAAGAUGCUACCAAAGUGUAAUCAUCGUUUUCAUGUUGGUUGUAUUGAUAAGUGGUUGCUUUCUCAUUCUUCUUGUCCUACUUGUAGGAACAUAAUCAAGUCUCGUGAUUCUGGACACUGCUUAAGCAUUGUUAUAUCAUAGGUUUUUUUUGUUAUGUUUGUAACAAUUUUCUUAUCAUUGUCUAGGUACUAUCUAUGUUUAUUUGUUCUUGUAGUUUUUAGGAAAGAAUAUGUUUUGGAUUACAAGCAGAAUCUGUUUUAGAAAUAUUCAUAUUUUAUGUUAAAA
This is a messenger RNA of Vicia villosa (hairy vetch), 675 nucleotides long. Its product is annotated as RING-H2 finger protein ATL74-like. Gene Ontology annotation, molecular function: transferase activity. The transcript has a single exon. Lineage: Eukaryota; Viridiplantae; Streptophyta; Magnoliopsida; Fabales; Fabaceae. Gene Ontology annotation, biological process: protein ubiquitination. The record is from RefSeq and is a predicted model, not a curated record. Bases 25 to 531 code for a protein of 168 amino acids.